This is a messenger RNA of Symphalangus syndactylus (siamang), 2511 nucleotides long. RefSeq names its product kaptin, actin binding protein (gene KPTN). Gene Ontology annotation, cellular component: lamellipodium; actin cytoskeleton; KICSTOR complex. Gene Ontology annotation, molecular function: actin filament binding. The record is from RefSeq and is a predicted model, not a curated record. Gene Ontology annotation, biological process: negative regulation of TORC1 signaling; cellular response to amino acid starvation; actin filament organization. NCBI's taxonomy places the organism in Eukaryota, Metazoa, Chordata, Mammalia, Primates, Hylobatidae.
CGGAGCUUGCAGUGAGCCAAGAUUGUGCCACUGCACUCCAGCCUGGGCAACAGAGCGAGACUCCAUCUCAAAAAAAAAAAAAAAAAGCUCAAUGAAUCCUGAGUAAGUGAACCGGCAGGGAGGGUAACAGUAGGCCCUUGCAGAACAGUUGUGAGGAAUCAGAUUAUCAGAGCCAGCAUGACUGUCACCAAGUAAGUGUUCGGUAAAGGAGUUGGUUAUUAUAGCUGGAUCAUUUUUCCUUGGGGGCAAGAAGAAUGUAUUAUUUUAAAGAUGAUACUGUUAAGAUUAUGAACUAUGGGCCAGGCAAGGGGGAUCACACCUAUAAUCCUAGCACUUUGGGAGGCAGAGGUGGGCGGAUCACCUGAGGUCAGGAGUUCGAGACCAGCCUGGGCAACAUGGCAAAACUCCAUCUCUACUAAAAAUAGAAAAACUAGCCAGGUGUGGUGGCGCCUGUAAUCCCAGCUGCUCGGGAGGCUGAGGCAGGAGAAUCGCUUGAACCCAGGAGGCAGAGGUUGCAGUGAGCCGAGAUUGCACCACUGCACUCCAGCGUGACAGAGCAAGACUCCGUCUCAAAAAAAAAAAUAGUGAACUGUGGAGUUACUUUGUUUGGUUUCCAGUACUGACCGCUCGUUACUAGCUGUAUGAUCUUAGGCAAGUUACUUUACCCCUCUGUGCCUCAAUUCCUUCAUCUCUAAAAUGGAUUUAAGUACCUACCUCCACCCCCUUGCGAAUUUUUAAUAAAUUAUUAGAUGGAAUGCACUUAUGUAGUUCCUGGCACAUAAGGGCAAUAUUAAGUUUUAUGAUGAUGAUGAUUUGACCUUCCACAGAGCAUACAGCGACAGGCCGUGGCCACCACCUCCCAUCUCUAGUCACAGACUCCUUAUGGCAGCCCCUUGGUCCAGAAAUGGAAAGGAGAAGAGUGCGCAAGCGCAGUGGGGCAAAGUCGCCUGGGAGGCCCGAGCAGGCGAUCUGGCCGCCAUCUUGGGAGAGGGCAACGCCGGCAGCUUCCAGCAAUGUGUAUGGGCUGGCAGGCGGCGCCGGCGAGCGCGGGGAGCUGCUGGCCGCCACCCUUAAAGGCAAGGUGCUCGGCUUCCGCUACCAAGACCUCCGACAGAAAAUCCGGCCAGUGGCCAAGGAGCUGCAGUUCAACUACAUUCCCGUGGACGCGGAGAUUGUCUCCAUCGACACUUUCAACAAGUCACCCCCCAAGCGGGGUCUGGUUGUGGGGAUCACGUUCAUCAAGGAUUCAGGGGACAAGGGCAGCCCCUUCCUGAAUAUUUACUGCGACUACGAGCCCGGCUCUGAGUACAACCUUGACUCCAUUGCCCAGAGCUGCCUGAACCUGGAGCUCCAGUUCACUCCGUUCCAGCUGUGCCAUGCAGAGGUCCAGGUCGGGGAUCAACUUGAGACUGUGUUUCUCUUGAGUGGGAACGACCCGGCCAUUCAUCUCUACAAGGAGAACGAGGGGCUGCAUCAGUUUGAGGAACAGCCCGUGGAAAACCUCUUCCCAGAGCUGACGAACCUGACCAGUAGCGUCCUCUGGCUGGACGUCCACAACCUCCCCGGCACGUCCCGACGCCUCUCAGCUCUGGGCUGUCAGAGUGGUUAUGUCCGUGUCACCCACGUGGACCAGCGGAGUCGAGAGGUUCUGCAGAUGUGGUCGGUCCUGCAGGACGGCCCCAUCUCCCGAGUGAUCGUGUUCAGCCUCUCGGCCGCCAAGGAGACCAAGGACAGGCCACAACAAGAUGAGUACAGCGUGCUCGUGGCCAGCAUGUUGGAGCCAGCAGUGGUAUAUCGGGACCUGCUGAACCGGGGUCUUGAAGACCAGCUUCUCCUGCCCGGCAGUGACCAGUUUGACAGCGUCCUCUGCGGCCUGGUCACCGAUGUGGAUUUGGAUGGGCGGCCAGAAGUCCUGGUGGCCACUUAUGGACAGGAACUGCUGUGUUAUAAGUACCAGGGCCCGGAGUCGGGGCUUCCUGAGGCCCAGCAUGGGUUCCGCCUGCUGUGGCAGCGGAGCUUCUCCAGUCCCCUGCUGGCCAUGGCUCACGUGGACCUGACCGGGGAUGGGCUGCAGGAGCUUGCCGUGGUCUCCCUGAAGGGCGUGCACAUCCUGCAGCACAGCCUGAUUCAGGCCUCGGAGCUGGUCUUGACCCGGCUUCGACAUCAAGUGGAGCAGAGGAGACGUCGACUACAGGGGUUGGAGGACGGGGCAGGUGCAGGGCCUGCUGAGAAUGCAGCCUCUUAAGCACCCACGCACCCACUCUUCCCAGACCUGAGGCGACUCAUGGCAUGCUCACCUCCAGCCGCUGGUGGGGCGUGUCCUGAAGGACAGGAUGCUCUUCCCAGACCUCCCCAGGGUGGUGAAGCUGUGCCCUGGGACCCCAGCUAACCCACUGCUCUCUCUGGGCCUCAAUGUCCCUAUUUGAAAGCGGGGAUGAUCCCAUUCCACCCUGUCCACUCUGGAUGAGAAUUGGCCACCUGAUGGUUAUUUAUACGUCCAGAAGAACAGCA